Molecule: messenger RNA, 1245 nt
Organism: Eurypyga helias (sunbittern)
Lineage: Eukaryota; Metazoa; Chordata; Aves; Eurypygiformes; Eurypygidae
Gene: TRMT10C
Product: tRNA methyltransferase 10 homolog C (S. cerevisiae)
Exons: 1
Coding region: 1-1245 (414 amino acids)
Biological process (GO): mitochondrial tRNA 5'-end processing; positive regulation of mitochondrial translation
Cellular component (GO): nucleus; nucleoplasm; mitochondrion
Molecular function (GO): tRNA binding
Source: RefSeq, a predicted model, not a curated record
AUGCAGUCUGCUAAUAUGCUUCUGAAAAAAAUUGUAAGAAGUCCUGUCCUUCCAUUUGCUGCGCGGCAUGGGAUGAAAAAGGAUUUGUUUCCACUCAGCAGAACUCUGAGUUUAUCACUUUGCCUGAAGCAGGACAAUUCACGCAGCCCCUCAGAAAAGCUAGAUUUAGAUGCAUGGAAGACGGUCAUGAAGUCAGGGUUUCAAGAAGCCGGUGAGGCGGUCUCUGAGCGUAAGGAACUUUCCAGUUCGGCUGCUGCACGUGAGCUUUUGGAGAUGUGGAGACUAGCUGGCAGAUCGGUUCCAGAAAAUAUCAGUGAAGAACAGCUAAAAACCUUUAUGGAGUGUCCUUCCAAGUCAGCUAAAAAGAAGUAUUUAAAAUACUUGCAUAUCAGAGAACUUUACAAGAAAAACGACAAAAGGAAGAUGGAUGAGAAAAGGCAGAGGAGGCUGGAAGAACAGGAGCAAGCUUCCAAAACCAGCGAGGAGAGAAAGAAUUCUUUCAUAUGUGUGUGGGCCAACUCCAUGGAUAAGGCGUACAGCUGGAGGGUUGCUCAGUCAAUGGUCUUUGGUCAGCCCCUGGUCUUCGACAUGUCUUACGAGAAAGAAAUGUCCACCCGAGAGGUCGCAAAUACAGUGCAACAGCUGGUGUUCAGCGAAGGCUGCAAUCGAAGGUGCAUGGAUCCCUUCCACAUCCAUUUCUGUAACUUUAAAGAGGAUAGCCUCUAUCAUAAGGAAUUUGUCAAGCAUUACAGGGAGGCGUGGGGCAAAUUGCUUAUCACUGUGACAGACCAGUGCUACACGGAAAUCUUUCCAAAGGAUAAGCUUAUCUAUCUGACUGCUGAUUCUCCCAGGGUCAUGAAAACAUUCGAUCACAACAAAAUCUAUAUCAUUGGGUCGAUGGUUGACAGGAGCAUAAAAACAGGGGUCUCGUUAGCACGGGCAAAGCGGCUGGGGCUGGAGACCGCGGCCCUUCCGUUAGAGAAGUACUUGCUUUGGAAUAGCGGUGCCAAAAACCUCACGCUGGAUCAGAUGAUGCAUAUUUUACUAACCUUGAAAGAUACCGGAGACUGGAAGAAGGCUCUGGAGUUUGUUCCGAAAAGGAAAUAUUGUGGCUUUGUAAGCAGGCCUGUGCAUGAACUGAAAAAAACCUUAAAUCUGAUCAACACGCUUAAACUUGGAAAGAAACAGGAAGAAUUACGAAAGCAAUUUGCCAAGAGCUACUCCAGGAAGUUAACCGAGGAGUAG